Messenger RNA from Protopolystoma xenopodis, 441 nucleotides. The record is from the annotation of a GenBank genome assembly. NCBI's taxonomy places the organism in Eukaryota, Metazoa, Platyhelminthes, Monogenea, Polystomatidea, Polystomatidae.
AUGCAAAGCUGUGGUCCUCGGUCGAAACGGAGGGGGGCCAAACAGUCAUUUCGGCUGGUCCUUGACGUGAACACCAGAGAACCGCCACCAGGUCUGAUUGCUUUCACUACAUUUAUUGAGCUCGAAACCCAACUUUUCUUCGUAUUCGCCUACACAAUGUCGGCUGUCAGAAGGACAGUGACUAGACGAGAGUCCACCCCACCACCAUUUACACACACACACAUAAGCCAAUAUGCUGGCGGAGGUUGUGGCCGGAAGACAGCAUGUGGACAAAUGGAGGGCGGUCUGCAGCAACCUGUACUGGAUGAAGCGACAACUAAUGACUGUCGCCUAAGCAACUCGUUCAUGCGAACGACAGCGAUUGAUUGUCAUGCCAUGGGAGACACAUUUUCAUUGUCCGACGGUGUUCCUGUACCGGCUUUUCGUGGUUCUGGAGAGUAG